GGGACUGAGGGAACAGUCCACUAGAUAUCGUAACUUCGUAAGCAACCUUCAGUAUUAACAAGUAGUAAUCCACCAUUAUCGAAAUUCCAUCAAAAUCCCCAAUUUCUCUUUUCUUCAAUUGCUAGCUACAUCUUGGUUUUUGAAAUUCAAUUGCAGAAGAUAACUGUUUACUUAAACUCCAGAUUCACAGGGUAGGGGUUUAAGGUGAUUUGCGGCGAAUUUGAUAUCUUUGAAUUGUUAAUUUAAUCUCAAACAAGCAUACAUUCAUGGCAGAUUACAGGGAGCUUCAUUAAAUUGAGAAAAUGAAACUUGUUGGCUCCAACUUGAAGAAAAGAAAACAGUUAGCUGUAGCUGCUGAAGACUUUGGCCUGCCUGCUCCAAAGCAUGUAUGCUAUGAGGCAGCUGACGAAUCUGAAUGUGGAUCAUUACGAUCUGCGAAUGAAGAGGGUGCAGAAUUCCUUAACAUGUUAGUUGAAUCAACACAAGACAGCAAUAGCUUUCCGGGAGGUUCACAGUCAUCUACGGAAGUGGUUUUUGAAGCAGGUUUUCGAAAGACGGAAUCGUAUGAUGAGGCUUCUACUUCCUGGGCUAAUUCAAGACCAGUCACUUCUGGAAUUGAUUCCCUUUCACUAGAGAGUGGAAUUUUCAAUGCCAAAGGGGAUGAUAUGGAAGAAAACCAUCUUCCUCAUCAGGAGAGUACUAUUGGGUGGUAUGAUGUUGACUGUCUGGAGGAGUGCAUCGACGCACAAUAUUAUAGGGACAGCAAGGCACAUGUUUCUGAACAACUUGAAGGGUUACUUUCCUCCAGUGGGAUUCCAUCGUCAGAUAGGUGGAUUGCUGAUGGAGAGGGAGAUAUGGGUAGACAGAAGCCAACAAUAGAUCAGGAAUUCGAGCAGUACUUUUCGACACUUAUGUUGUAAGAGAUUUAUUUCUUGUUGAGUUCACAUUCCUGUUGUAUGUGACCUGAAUUUGUAUAUAUAUGUCAAAAUUUAUUCAUAUACUGCUCAUUUCAUAUUGCUCGUAAUCAUUUUAAUUCAAAAUCUCAUCUCUA
Molecule: messenger RNA, 1051 nt
Organism: Chenopodium quinoa (quinoa)
Lineage: Eukaryota; Viridiplantae; Streptophyta; Magnoliopsida; Caryophyllales; Amaranthaceae
Product: protein FAR-RED ELONGATED HYPOCOTYL 1-like
Exons: 4
Coding region: 303-920 (205 amino acids)
Biological process (GO): response to red or far red light
Source: RefSeq, a predicted model, not a curated record